AUGGCCGGGGCGACAGGCGAGGAGGCCUUUAUUACAGCAGAGGAAGGAGGCGAGCUGGAAGGGGGCCAGGUGGUGGCAGACCUGGAGGGGGAGGCCCCUGAUGAGGAGAACAUGAGCGACGGCGAGGAGGAGGAGGACGAGGAGGAGGGAGACGGGUUGGAUGCGGCAGACGAGGAUGACAGCAUACACACGUUCACCGGCCACACCAGCGGCGUCUACUCUGUGGCCUGGAGCCCGCGGCAGGCAGACCUGGUGGCCACGGGCGGCGCCGACGACCGCGCCUACAUCUGGCGCGUGGGGCAGGAGGCGUUUGAGCAGACGGGGGGCGCGGUGCUGGAGCUGGGCGGGCACACCGACACCGUGGCCAGCAUGGCCUUCAGCGCUGACGGCGCCAGCCUGGCCACCGGCGGCCUGGACGGGCGGGUGAAGGUGUGGGAGGUGGCCAGCGGGCGGUGCACGCAGACGCUGGAGGGGCCAGGAGACGCGGUGGAGUGGGUGCGGUGGCACCCCAAGGGCGGCGUGGUGCUGGUGGGGGCCGCAGACUUCACGGCCUGGAUGUGGCUGGCGCAGACGGGGGCGUGCAUGCAGGUGUUUUCGGGGCACAGCGGCUCGGUGGUGUGCGGCAGCUUCACUCCCGACGGCAAGUGGGUGGUGACGGGCGGCGGCGAGGGCGACGCCUCGCUGAAGGUGUGGAGCCCCAAGACCGGAGAGUGCGCACUGACCGUGCAGGGCCACCCAUACCAUACCGCGGGCCUGACCUGCCUGGACAUCCACCCCGACUCCACAGCAGCCAUCAGCGGCUCAGAGGACGGCGUGCCAAAGGUGGUCAACCUCAGCAACGGGCGGGUGGUGGCCUCGCUGGCGGGGCACGAGGAGGAGAGCAGCAUCGAGGCGGUGGCCUUCUCCCACCACCUGCCGCACGUGGCCAUGAGCGCGGGCAUGGAUGGGCGGCUCAUGGUGUGGGACCUGGCGGCCGCGGUGCCCGGCCAGCGCGCCACCUGCCAGCACCCUGAUGGCGUGACGCGGCUUGCGCAGCACCCCCCCCAGCCGCUGGUGUUCACGGGCUGCCUGGAUGGCGCGGAUUUGGCGGCAAGCCCAGACGGCAACUGGUGGAUAGCGGGCGGCGAGGACGACACCGCUCGCGUGUUUUCCCUGCUACAAGACUGA
Messenger RNA from Chlorella variabilis, 1167 nucleotides. RefSeq lists its product as hypothetical. Gene Ontology annotation, molecular function: protein binding. The transcript has 7 exons. Lineage: Eukaryota; Viridiplantae; Chlorophyta; Trebouxiophyceae; Chlorellales; Chlorellaceae. The record is from RefSeq and is a predicted model, not a curated record. The coding region runs from base 1 to 1167 and encodes 388 amino acids.